CACCAGGCGUUGUUAGUGUAUGGACAAACGAGGAACUGUUAACAUUGAAAACAAAGUCAAAAUGCUGGGCAUCCAUGAAGAAGAUAUUGGCUUGACCAAAAAGCAAAGGGAGAGAUUCCAUCAGUUACUGGAGGAAUUAAACCGAUCAGCUAAUGCAUGUCAAAUAAUGCAGCUAGAGCUUGUGAGAAACCAGCUAGAGGCAAGAGGUCUGUCGCCAAGCGAUGUGCGGGACUUAACCUUCGCUUUGGCAUCGCCUGCCCAUGAAAAUCCGACGAAUGCAGAUAUUCUAGAGAGCGAUCGGUUUCUUUUGGCGCGAUUUAACGCUGCCAUAAAACUUGUGUCAGAAACUGCCUCGAGCUUACAUGACAUUAAUCUGCUGGAUCAAAGCAUUUUACUCAGGCGGAACCUUGAGAACACGACAAUAGCAAUCAAGAAAACGUUAUUGUCGAACAGCAUUGAGCCCCAGCGAAUGCCUGCUUUUAGAGGACUGGAACAAGCUUUGGACGAGGAAACAAAAAGCUUCCUGGGGAUGGAAACUGAAAGGUCAACCAGUGACAGUACAGACAACAUGGGUCAUGUAAUGCUGUGUAUUGUCAGAAACACAGGAAUAUUGCAGGACAUGAAAGAAAUGCUGAUAAAGCUAGCCAAUCACAUAGGCUACAUGAUCAAGUCACUGUGAAAUGGACUACCUGUGGUACUUUGACACAGGUUUUCUGAAAAAGAGAGAAUUUAUUAAUUUAAUAUAAUUUAUUAUUAGUGUUAUUGUUAUUGUUAUUCACAUACAGGAAUUUAAAAAAACCUUAGAUACAUGUAUAUUAUAUAUUUAUUAUUUAACAAAUAAAUACUGUGUAUUUUAUAUAGUCACGAAAUUUAAACUGUAGUCACAAACAAAACAGUAAAUAAUGAAAUAUAUAUUUAUAGAAAUGUUAAAAAAGAAAAAUAUUAUUCUGUGAAUUUAAUGGUUGUCAUUAUUAGAUUAUUUUUUAGAUAAUAAUGAAAUAAUGAAAGUGCAUAUGAAAAAGAUGAAAAAUGUCAUAAUUUAUAUAUAUUUAUCUAAGUAUACAACUAUCUAUGUAAAUAAUAAAAAUUUAACCCAGAAAAAA
Messenger RNA from Nematostella vectensis (starlet sea anemone), 1103 nucleotides. RefSeq lists its product as uncharacterized. Bases 20 to 679 code for a protein of 219 amino acids. The record is from RefSeq and is a predicted model, not a curated record. The transcript has 6 exons. NCBI's taxonomy places the organism in Eukaryota, Metazoa, Cnidaria, Anthozoa, Actiniaria, Edwardsiidae.